Molecule: messenger RNA, 645 nt
Organism: Echinostoma caproni
Lineage: Eukaryota; Metazoa; Platyhelminthes; Trematoda; Plagiorchiida; Echinostomatidae
Source: the annotation of a GenBank genome assembly
GGUGGUUUAUUGUCUGGCGAUCCCCGAUCAGAUACGCCCAGUCCGAACAAAUUCACCGUGGACAAGCGAUUCUACUCAUCAUUACAAAUGAAUCGUUCAAAAUCAUCUCAAGUAAAAGAAAUGUCCCGUGAUCUCUCCUCGCCCCGUUUGGGUGCAUUGGCUGAAUCCGUCGUGGGGUCUCAACUAAGACGAGACAGUUUUCGAAAUCGUUCGAACAGCUGUACUCCUGUCGGUUCCACCAUGGACCUACAACCCGCAUUGGUGUCGCGCGAACAUAAGCUGUUCUCCCCGUCUGAUAGACUGGCCACGGAAUCCGCUCUUUCUGUUGCUGAAAUCCUCGACCAGAUGAUAUGGGGCUUAUGGGAGUAUGACAGCGCACACGGUCAACCGGGCCAUUCUCUGUUCACACUGUUACGCUCACCCUUCAAUUAUUUGAUUCCUUAUCGGAAACGGAAUGACAACUCGGAGUUCCCUAGUUAUCUAUUCGAAGAUAGUCCAGAAUUAUUUGCCGCGGCGACUUAUCAUCUGUUAUCCUUGUGUGCUUCCAGUCGUGUCCAAGUCCGAGCAGACGCGAUCAUCACACUCUACCUGCUGAUGCGUAAUCACUUUGUUCUAACCAAGGGUUCCACUCCGAGCGCUAUCUAA